Indicator indicator is the source of this 1296-nucleotide messenger RNA. It is a transcript of the gene PTX3, whose product is annotated as pentraxin 3. Lineage: Eukaryota; Metazoa; Chordata; Aves; Piciformes; Indicatoridae. The transcript is spliced from 3 exons. The coding region runs from base 1 to 1296 and encodes 431 amino acids. Gene Ontology annotation, molecular function: complement component C1q complex binding. Gene Ontology annotation, biological process: innate immune response. The record is from RefSeq and is a predicted model, not a curated record.
AUGCUGCUCCGAGAAGGAUUUGCUCUGCUUACCCUCUGCUGUGUUUUCAGGGCUUCUCUGGCUGCGCUGGAUGAAGAGGAUGACUAUGACCUCAUGUACGUCAAUCUGGAUAAUGAAAUUGAAGGUCCGGUUCAGGGCCCCGAGGAAACCGCUGCCUGUGACUGCCAGCAGGAGCACACCAAGUGGGACAAGCUCUUCACCAUGCUUGAGAACUCCCAGAUGAAGGAGAACAUGAUGCUGCAGGCAGUGGAGGAGAUCCUGAAGGUGGACUUGCAGAUGCUGAAGGCAGAGCUGAGCCAGCUCACCACCAGCCUCACCAACACCUUUGCCACCACGCUGGAGGAAGUCACCUCCCACCUCUCGUUCCAGGUGGAGCAGGUGCUGGUGAGGAGCAGUAGCCAAGCUGAAGAAGCCAAGAGGCUUCAAGAGGCUGAGCAAGGAAAGGUUCUUGAACACAUUCUGCUGCUGAGCCACAAUGUGUCCAGCAGGCUUGGCCAUCUGGAGAGCAUUUGGCUGGGGAGAUCUGAGGUGGAAGCUCAGGAGACAGCCUUGCAGCAGGAUAAAUUCAGCCCCACUGGAGCAGACAAUCUCGUUUUGAACUCCCUGUGGAAAGAGCUACAGCAAACCAGAGCUGAACUGAAGACAUCACAGCAAUGGGCAGCUCAGCACCUCCUGCCAGCAGGGUGUGAAACAGCAAUUCUCUUUCCCAUGCGUUCCAAAAAGAUCUUUGGGAGCGUUCACCCAGCCUCUGGGAUAACCUUUUCCUCCUUCACUGCUUGCAUUUGGAUCAAGGUGACUGAAGCUCUGGACAAAACUGUUGUCUUCUCCUACGGAACCAAGUUCAACCCCUACGAGAUGCAGCUCUACCUCAGCAGAGACUCUGCAGUGCUCCUGGUAGGUGGGAGCCAGCACAAGCUGACUGUUAGAGGUGUGGUUGUUCCUGGCAGAUGGCUCCAUCUCUGUGGUUCCUGGAGCUCAGAGAAUGGAUCUGCAGCCCUGUGGGUGAAGGGAGAGCUCCUGGCCACCGCCUUGGACCUUGCUGCUGGUCACACCGUUCCAGAGGGAGGGAUUUUGCAGCUAGGUCAAGAAAAGAAUGGCUGCUGUGUUGGAGGUGGUUUUGAUGAAGCUUUGGCCUUCUCUGGCAAACUAACUGCCUUCAACCUGUGGGACAGAGUGCUCAGUGCCAAGGAGAUAGCAGCCCAGAGCAGGGAGGACACCUGCAGUACCAGGGGCAAUGUCGUCGGCUGGGGAGUCACAGAGGUUCUGCUGCAUGGAGGGGCUCAGUAUAUCUCUUAA